This is a messenger RNA of Lodderomyces jiufengensis, 216 nucleotides long. It is a transcript of the gene RPC10, whose product is annotated as DNA-directed RNA polymerase core subunit. NCBI's taxonomy places the organism in Eukaryota, Fungi, Ascomycota, Pichiomycetes, Serinales, Debaryomycetaceae. The transcript has a single exon. The coding region runs from base 1 to 216 and encodes 71 amino acids. The record is from RefSeq and is a predicted model, not a curated record. Gene Ontology annotation, molecular function: DNA-directed RNA polymerase activity; DNA binding; zinc ion binding. Gene Ontology annotation, biological process: DNA-templated transcription. Gene Ontology annotation, cellular component: RNA polymerase III complex; RNA polymerase II, core complex; RNA polymerase I complex.
AUGGCAACAAGAGAAGGUUUCACAAUCCCAGCAUCUAUAUCACAUGCAGCAUCAGGUCAAGUGACAAGUAAAUCCCUUGGUGUGAAAUAUAAUUGUGCACAAUGUGCUGCUUCUUUUUCAUUAAGUAAAAAUGAUGCUAUUAGAUGUAAAGAAUGUGGUCAUCGUGUUAUUUAUAAAGCAAGAACUAAAAGAAUGGUACAAUUUGAAGCAAGAUGA